CAAGUUUGUCACCGUUACCGAAACAAUGUAAGCUAAUAAAAUUUUAAAUAAAAUCAAAACUCAAAAAUUUUACGUGCAUUUUAUCAGUGAACUGUUACUAAUUAAAUUUUGUUAUUUAAAAAUUAUAUUUUUACAAAACAUGCUGUCGUCUCCGAUAAGAUACUGUGGCAUUAUGGUUUACAGAAAUCAUAGCGCUUUGCCGAUCAAUAAAAAUAAUAUGGUGCAAGCAGUGGCUGGUUUUGGAUUCAGAAAUUAUGCGAAAAAUGACAAAGACUGUUGCAAAGACGUCGUGCAGUCUGAAGGGAAGCGAGUAGAGGGCUGGCCAAAGGAGGAUCCUCCGCCGCCAGCGUGGCGUUGCGAAUGCCCCCGGGACCCGCAGCCCCCCAACUAUGACCCAUACAGGAUCAAGGUGCCGGAUGUUAUGGUGCCACCGCUACCUCCGAGCAACGCUAGGCCGAUGUUUGAAUGCGCGAAGACGAAAGGCCCGUGCUCUGUGCAGCCUGUGCCGAGAGGUCCGCCGUGCCCUCCGCCCCCGCGGCCUCCCUUCCCCUGGAUAUACGUGUGGGCGGUCGCGACGUUCUUUGCUACCAUGGGGGUGCUAUAUCGUAUAUUACUCUGGAAAGAAGAGGCGGAGAAAGAGAGCGAAAGUACUCCCGUUUGGCGACCGCGGCGUAAGGUCAAACGGCCGUAUCACGACAAGGACUUGCCGGCAUGCGUCCAGUACCUGAUUGUGGGUACGGGUGCUGCCGGCUGGGCUGCCUAUAGAUCCAUCAUGGAGCACGACAAAACUGCUAAGGUAUUCUUUAUAACAAGCGAGGAUUGUUUGCCGUACAAACGCCCUGAAAUGUCAAAACACAUGUGGUGGAAUCCUGAGCCUCCCGACUUGAAGAACCUGCACUACGUUGAAGCCGGCAGAAGAAAAACAAUGUAUUACGCGGACUGCAGCACUUUCUUGGACCCCAUACUGUUCUACCGCCAGAAGGUGGGGCCCGCCGUGUCGAUCGCCUCAGGCUGGUGCGUGCAGAGAGUGGAUGCUGAGAAUCAUGUCGCUUACGUCAAGACUAUGUGCGGUGAACAGCCUAUAUACUACGAGAGGUGCUUGCUGGCUCCAGGGUCCAAACCAAAGAACCUAAGCGUCUUCAAGUCGGCCCCAAAAGCGGUUCGUGACCGAGUGACUACGCUGCGGACUAUCAGGGACUUAGAGAUUGCAUACAGAAAGGUCAAGGCAUCGAAGCGUGUGGUCAUCAUAGGCGGAGGAGUUCUUGGAAGUGAGCUGGCGUGGCAUCUAGGCAGGAUGAAUAAAGUGGUGCCGCGUAAAGAAGAGGAGGAGCCCAUAGAAUUCGUGCACAUCUUCAAGGAUAAGGGCAUUCUGUCCAGCGUGAUACCCGAGUACUUGGGCGAAUGGGCCGUAGAGAAGAUCAAGUGUGAGGGAGUCACCGUGUUGCCUAAAACUCAAGUGUACGACGCGUUCGAGUCUGCCGACGGGCGGGUGGAAUUGACGUUAUCCAAUGGCACUUCCCUCGUCGCCGACUAUGUUUUCGUAGCACUCGGCGCAGAACCACGUACAGAGAUGGCACAGCCGUCGUUCCUAGAAACUGACGAUAUCAACGGAGGAUUCUUGGUGAACACGGAACUGGAGGCCAGGACGCAUCUCUAUGUGGCCGGCGAUGCGGCCAGCAUUUAUUCACAAUGGAAGGACGCGCGGCGUCGCUACGAACAUUUUGAUAUGGCAGAAGAACAGGGAUACUUGGCCGGUGCCAACAUGACUGGCUAUUGGCUGCCCAGUAACAUGGAGCAGCAUUACUGGUUGAAUUUGGGUGAUGCUUUACAGGUCCAGGUGGUAGGCGAAGUGGGAGGUUGUAUGCCCACUGUUGGGCUUUUCAAGCCGUGCGGCAACGAGACUGCUAGCAAACCUCAACCAGUAGGCCCUUCUGGCGAUACGCCGUGCUAUAAGAAACGCGAAGAAUACCAGAACAGAUACAAGCGCGGCAUGCUGUUCUACCUUCGCGAUGAGACCGUGGUCGGUAUGGUCUUCUGGAACUUCCCGCCAAUCGAGGACAGGAAGGGAGUGGCCACUGAGAUUUUGCGCGCUAAACCUUCGUAUAAGGAGAUCAAUCUGCUCGCCGAGCUGCUGGGCUUCCCCGAGAUGCAAUGUGACUACGUGCCCGAAGAACAUUUGAAGGAACCACCGCCCUGUUUCAGGAGGCGACGAGAAUUUUAAGUGACUGCGUCUGUAAAAUACCUCUACCAUGGAAUCAUCAUUAAUGUUUAGGAAUCUCUUUAACUGGAAAUACACUUCUACACGACAUUAAAGAGUUUAAGGAUAUCUAUUUAAAGAAAUUAAGUUAUAUAAAUGUUGAAACUACAAUGAC
This is a messenger RNA of Chilo suppressalis (striped riceborer), 2372 nucleotides long. The record is from the annotation of a GenBank genome assembly. NCBI's taxonomy places the organism in Eukaryota, Metazoa, Arthropoda, Insecta, Lepidoptera, Crambidae.